Messenger RNA from Onthophagus taurus, 1971 nucleotides. It is a transcript of the gene Gycbeta100B, whose product is annotated as guanylate cyclase soluble subunit beta-1-like. Lineage: Eukaryota; Metazoa; Arthropoda; Insecta; Coleoptera; Scarabaeidae. Gene Ontology annotation, molecular function: guanylate cyclase activity; heme binding. The record is from RefSeq and is a predicted model, not a curated record. Gene Ontology annotation, cellular component: guanylate cyclase complex, soluble. Gene Ontology annotation, biological process: cGMP biosynthetic process; response to oxygen levels.
UUGAAAGCUCACUCGCAGUUGGAUGCGAGAAUUGAAGGAGAAUUGUGGUAUGCACACAACUUUUCCUACACGUUUGUUGAAUUGGUUCAAAACGCGAUCAUAAAAUGUACGGUUUUGUAAACUACGCGUUGGAAUUGCUCGUAAUUAAAACGUUUGGAGAGGAAAUUUGGGAGAAAAUUAAGAAAGAUGCUGAAGUUCAAAUGGAAGGGCAAUUUUUGGUUCGGCAAAUAUACGAAGAUGAGUUAACUUAUAAUUUAAUUUCUUCGGCUGUUGAUAUUUUAAAUAUUCCAGCAACUGCAAUUUUGGAAUUGUUUGGAAAAACAUUUUUCGAAUUCUGCCAAGACUCCGGUUACGAUAAAAUUUUACAAGUUUUAGGAGCCACACCACGAGAUUUCUUACAGAAUUUAGAUGCUCUUCACGAUCAUUUAGGAACUUUAUACCCUGGAAUGAAAGCGCCAUCAUUUCGAUGUACGGAAAGACCAGAAGACGGAGCUUUAGUCCUUCAUUAUUAUUCAGAUCGACCAGGUUUAGAACAUAUUGUAAUUGGAAUUGUAAAGGCUGUUGCGAGUAAACUUCAUAACACCGAAGUUGAUGUUCAAAUCCUUCUAACGAAACAAGAAGGAGAUCACGUCCAAUUCGUUAUAACGGAAACGUCCGCUCCUAAAAGACAGCAAUUACCGGAAAUUGAAGAAAUCGAAACAUUAUCUUUAGAACCAAAAUUAAGCACUGCAACGUUUUGCCACAUUUUUCCUUUUCAUAUAAUGUUCGAUAGGGAUUUGCAAAUCGUUCAAACUGGCGAUUCCGUAGCGAGAGUUAUUCCGCAAGUUUUAUUAUCCGGUUGCAAAGUAACCGAUGUUUUGGAUACGGUCCGUCCCCAUUUAGAUUUUACAUUCGCCAACAUCCUUUCGCACAUCAACACGAUUUACGUUUUAAAAACUCGACCAGGAGUGAUGUGUGUCGAUGAUAACACCACCAUGGAAUAUCGCACUUUGCGUUUAAAGGGACAAAUGUUGUAUGUUCCCGAAACGGAUUUAGUUAUUUUUUUGUGUUAUCCAAGCGUUAUGAAUCUCGACGAUUUAGUCAGACGGGGUCUUUUUAUCAGCGACAUUCCUAUUCAUGACGCGACGAGGGAUUUGGUGCUUAUGUCUGAACAAUUUGAGGCUGAUUAUAAACUAACUAGGAAUUUAGAAAUAUUAACCGAUAAACUUCAACAGACUUACAGGGAAUUGGAUAGUGAGAAGAAAAAAACUGAUAGAUUGUUGUAUUCGGUUUUACCGAUUAGCGUUGCAAACGAAUUGCGUCAUAAAAGACCGGUUCCAGCGAAACGUUUCGACUGUGUCACUUUACUGUUCAGUGGGAUCGUUGGGUUUGCUAAAUAUUGCGCGAGCCACUCAGAUUCAAAAGGUGCCAUGGUUAUUGUUAAGAUGUUAAAUGAAUUGUACACGGAAUUCGAUGAAUUAACCGAUCCCAAACAAAAUCCUAAUGUUUAUAAAGUAGAAACUGUUGGUGAUAAAUACAUGGCUGUUAGUGGCCUCCCAGAACCAUGCUCAACCCACGCAAGAGACAUGGCGAGAUUAGCUUUGGAUAUGAUGGAUUUGGGUAAAAAAGUCAUGAUCGACGGCGAAACUGUGAGAAUUACAAUUGGAAUACAUUCCGGAGAAGUUGUAACUGGGGUAAUCGGUCAUCGAAUGCCUCGUUAUUGCCUCUUUGGAAACACGGUAAAUCUAACGAGUCGAACUGAAACAACGGGAGAACCAGGAAAAAUAAACGUUUCUGAAGACGCUUAUAAGUUUUUGUGUAAAGAGGAAAAUCACGACGAUAGUUUUCAUUUCGAAUACCGAGGACCGAUCGCGAUGAAAGGAAAAGCGGAAGCGAUGAAUGUUUGGUUUUUAACAAGAGUUAAAGUUUAGGAUUUAAAGUAGAAAGGUAAAUAUCUGUUUAAACUGUUCUUUAAACUUUCUUUACGUUUAU